GGAUGCGUCACAGUUUACAUCCGAUGAAAUAUCGGGCUCAUUGUUCUAUCUGUGUGUAUAAUCUGUGUAUCUACGCUACAACAUGACCUAUAGUGUACGUCGUUGCGUCGUGCGUAGCGGGUGGGACAACGCUCGUGCACUGCAUUGUUGUGGGGGGAGAGCUCGAGCUUGCAGUUGCAGCCUCGAAAUGGUUCCAGGCUAUAGGGAAGAAGCCAAUUCAGAUCCUUGAGAAAAUGCUUUUAUGCUCAUGAUAUAACCCAGUUUAGUAUUUAACAAGACCCAGAGGGCUCCCAACUGCAUUCUUCUCCUUUAUUACUGAAAACGCCUAAACAUCUCCCGCUGGAUGAGAACAUUGUGUACGGAAUUACAGCCACUGAGCAGGCCACAUCGCCAUUGCUUUCAAAGGCUGUUGACAAGCUACUAUCUACAACCAGCAAAGCUGUUUCUAGUUCUAAGCUGUUCAGGUGUCGAGGAUGAGGAAGAAGGCUCGGCACCACAGGGUCCCCGAGCCCCAGCGGCCGCCCUCCCCCAUCCAGCCGUCCCCCAACAAACAGACUCUGACCUAUGCCCAGGCCCAGCGCAUGGUGGACAUGGAGAUUGAUGGCCGGAUGCACCGGAUCAGCAUCUACGACAAGCUGGACGUGAUCUCGGAUGAUGACCCUACGGCUCAGGAGAUUAUGGAGUGCACCAGCAACAAGGAGAACAUGGAGAAGCCUCAGCAGACGCCAAUGCGCUCCGUCCGGUUAAAAAACAACCAGGAGAAGAGAAGUGCAGCUGCGGUCGCACAGAACCACACAACACGUGGAGCUGCAGCAGCACCAGUACAGACACUUCCAGAGGCCAAGGUCCGGACGGUGGAGUAUAACCUACCAGCGGUCCCCAGGAGGCCCCCAGUGUACUAUACGUAUGUGGAGAAGACGUCAGAGGAGUUGGAUGAGGAGGUGGAGUAUGAUAUGGAUGAGGAGGACUACGCCUGGCUGGAAGUAGUUAACGACAAGAGGAGGAGUGAGGGCGUCAGUCAGGUGUCCCACAACGUUUUUGAGUUCCUGGUGGACCGCUUUGAGAAAGAGACACAGAUGGAGAAGGUGAGCCAGGGCCAGGACAAGCUGACCAUAGACGAGGACGCUGUCUGCUGCAUCUGCAUGGAUGGAGACGGCCAGGACAGCAACGUCAUCCUCUUCUGUGACAUGUGCAACUUGGCCGUGCACCAAGAGUGUUACGGUGUUCCUUACAUCCCAGAGGGACAGUGGCUGUGCCGGCACUGCCUCCAGUCGCCCACCCAGCCUGCAGGCUGCAUACUGUGCCCUAACAAAGGCGGCGCAGUGAAGAAGACUGACGAUGACCGCUGGGGUCAUGUGGUGUGCGCCCUGUGGGUGCCGGAGGUAGGGUUUUCCAACACUGUCUUCAUCGAGCCCAUCGAUGGAGUCAGCAACAUACCGUCCGCUCGCUGGAAGCUCACCUGCUACCUCUGUAAGGAGAAGGGGGUGGGGGCCUGUAUCCAGUGUCACAAGGCUAACUGCUACACAGCCUUCCACGUCAGCUGUGCUCAGAAAGCAGGACUCUUUAUGAAGAUGGAACCAAUCAAGGAGUUUACAGAGACCGGCAAACCAACGUUUUCGGUGAAGAAGACUGCUUACUGUGGGGCUCACACCCCCAACAGCUCGGUCAGACGACCUCUCACCAUCUACGAGGACGCCAAACCCCAAAAUGGAUUGUGUUCCCCUCUGAAAGGGGAGAAGAUGAGGGGCGCCAAUGCACUGACGAAGGGCAGGAAGAGGAAGAGCAAGAAGGUGGAGCCAGAGGAAGAGGUCCCACUCGUGGCCGUGCCUAGCUUUCCUCCCCAAAGGUUAAACACCAUCCUCAACCGGGUGUCUAUGCAGAAAAAGAAGGUGUUUGUGGAGCUGGCUCUAAACUACUGGACUCUAAAGAGACAGGCGAGGAACGGAGUACCCCUCAUCAGACGACUACAGUCCAGCCAACAGUCCCAUCAGAAGACCCAUGCUGCACAGCCGAAGGAGAGUGAGGAGGAGAGCCGGGCUCUGAAGGAGCAGCUCAAGGAGUGGCAUUGUCUAAGACAUGACCUGGAGAGAGCCAGGCUAUUGCUGGAGCUCAUACGCAAGAGGGAGAAACUCAAGAGAGAAGAGAUGAAGCUGCAGCAGAGCCUGUUAGAGGUCCAGCUGACUCCCUUCAGUAUCCUGCUCAGGUCUGUGCUGGAACAGCUACAAGAGAGAGACCAGUCCUUGAUCUUUGCCCAGCCUGUCGACAUCAAAGAGGUGCCUGACUACCUUGACCACAUCAAGAACCCCAUGGAUUUCUCCACUAUGAGGAAACGCAUUGACGACCAGGCCUACAGCAACCUGGAUGACUUUGAGUCUGACUUCAAUCUCAUCAUCUUCAACUGCAUGAAGUACAACUGUAAGGAUACCUUCUUCCACCGGGCGGCCGCCCGUCUCCGAGACCAAGGUGGGGCUUUGAUCAGGAAGACGCGGAGGGAUGUGGAACGAAUCGGCUUCGAGAAGGACAGCGGGAUGCACCUGCCCGAACCGCCCAAGAUCGAAGCGUCUCCACCGUUUUCCUGGGAGGACGUGGACCAGUUAUUGGUCCCAGCCAACCGGCAGCACAUGCCUCUGGAGGAGCAACUGAAAGAGCUGCUGGAGAAACUGGACCUGACAUUCUCCAUGAAGUCCAGCCCGUCACGCUCCAAACGCCUCAAGCUGCUCAAGAAGACCAUCAACGACGUGCGCAGCGAGAUGAGCUUCGGCCUGAGGAGGGCGUCCCACCACUCCCAUUCGCAUUGUUCUUCCUCCCAGCCAGAAAGGAGUAAAGCUGGGGAGGCAGAGGGUGUGAAGACCAAUGGACAGAGUCCUGAUAAUGAGGGGGACAAAUCAUUACCUCCCAAAUUGGAACCCUCUGACUCCCUAACUCCUCUCCUGCACUUCGAGAGUAACUUAGAACCACCUACCCUCAAACCCAUCCACACCCCGGACAGCAAGACCCACGGACAGGUCGAAUUUGACCGGGAGAAACCCAACAACGCUUCUUCCACCACUACCCUUCUCAAUGGCCACUCCGACUCCCAGAACCCCCUGCUUCUUUCAAAGGGGGACGUGAGUGUGGUGGCCACCUCCACCCUGGCCCAACCCUCGGGGACGACUGUCAACCGCCGCACUGCCAUGCUCUUCAGGAAGUCCAAGACCUCUAGCCCUGGGAAGAACCCGGGGGGGAGAGGAGGCGACGAAGCCCAGACAGGGUGCCCUCAGCUGGGCACCAAGACCUUCCUGUCGGUAAUGAUCCCCAGGCUGGAGACCCUCCUCCACCCAAGGACUAGGAAGAGGAGCCACAGUCCACGUGGGGUGUACAGUGAGGGGGGUGGAGACAGGGAGGACGAGUCCCCUGUCAAACACAUUAACACAGGCCUGUCUAAUGGUUUUGCGAUGGAGGAGGUAAUUGAUGAAGAGAAGGAGCUAAGUGACAGCAGGCCUCUAGAAACCAGGAGACGGUGUGCCUCUGAGUCCAGCAUCUCAUCUAGUGGUAGUCUGCUGGGCAGCACCAGCAGCACCCUCAGUCUUCCAGCAUGUGGUAAAGGCAAACCGGCCCUGGUCCGAAGAAACACUGUGGAUGAUAAGAACGACCUCAUUGCCUGUAUAGAAACCGGGAACUUUGCCAGAGCUGCUAGGAUUGCCGCCGAAGUUGGCAAUAGCAAUAUUUGGAUGCCUGCUAGUGCUGCAACAGUUGUUCUGGAACCUCUAAAGCUAGUUUGGGCAAAAUGUAGCGGAUACCCUUCCUAUCCUGCCUUGAUCGUCGACCCCCACAUGCCCCGGGUGGGGUGCCAGCACAACGGGGUGUCUAUCCCUAUGCCCCCCCUUGACGUCCUCCGGGUCGGAGAACGGAUGCAGUACAAGAACGAAGAAAAACUCUUCCUCGUUCUUUUCUUUGACAACAAACGCAGCUGGCAAUGGCUUCCUAAGUCUAAGAUGGUCCCACUGGGGAUUGACAAGACUAUCGACAAGAUCAAGAUGAUGGAGGGCAGAACGUCCAGCAUCCGUAAGGCUGUUCAGACGGCCUUCAAACGUGCCAUGAACCAUCUUAGCAUCGUUCAGGAUGAACCUGUCAGUGACAUGAGUGACGUGGACUAACACACACACACACACACACACACACACACACACUCCAUUACACACAGACACCCAACCCCCUGAAUUACUGCUCAUGGCCUUGUCCUGUACCGGAGUCUGGCAUACUCUCCUUCUCCUCUUCGUCAGUCUUUCCAGAGUUCUAUGCUGACUGUGUUUACCAGGUGCCUGGCUACCCCCUUGGCUUGAUAUGGUGCCUCCUUCCUCGUCAGCCCCCGCCCGCUGGUCUGACGGCUGCUGCUUUAAUGAAUGUGCCCGAGUUCCCCUCCUAUCAACCUUUCUCCAAGGUCGUGUUCUAAUUGAAAACUAAUUGAAACAGGGUGGGUUUAAUGGACUUGCCCAAAAAGAAACGCUCAUUUCCGUUUUCUUUCAAAACAGUUUUGAUAUGUUUCCUGUUGUGUUCCAUAAGGAACAUGACCCCAUGACUGUGCUGCAAGACUGCUGCCAUGAUCCUCCUCUAUUCCCUAUGACCAUGCCACUGCCAAGAUGGGCUGCUUCUUCCUCACCUCACUCAUCUAACCUUAUGCCAUUUAUUUCCACCCAAAACUACCUACUAUGUUUUAAAGUUAACUGUAAAUAACUGCAAUAUUUGUCUGACACACUAACUUAUUGUGUAGAUUGAAAGAAAUUGGUACUGUACAAUGGCUUUUCUUACUAGUAUUUAUACUUUUUGUUGAAUUAUGUAAGCACUACGGUGUGGUAUUUCCAAGUUCUGUGAAAAUAAGACGAGUGUAAAAAUCCUUAGCAGUGAAAUGUUUUUUCCCCCUUUUUUUUCCUUUUACAUUUUUUGUAUUUUCUUUAAGUUAUUGAAGUUUCUAAAUAUAAGCUUCCCUUUCGCAUUAGUUAUUUUGUAAUAUUUUUUUUAACGAUAGUUUUAGUAUAUUUUGUUCGUACAUAUUUAUAUGAUUGAGUGCCUUCGGAAAGUAUUCAGACCCCUUGACUUUUUGUGAGGUUACAGCCUUAUUCUAAACUGUAUUAAAUUGUUUUUUCCCCCACCUCAUCUACACACAAUACUCCAUAAUGACAAGGCAAAAACAGGUUUUGAUAAAUGUUUGCUAAUUUAUAAAAAAUAAAAACUGAUAUCA
Messenger RNA from Oncorhynchus gorbuscha (pink salmon), 5218 nucleotides. RefSeq names its product bromodomain containing 1a (gene brd1a). Gene Ontology annotation, cellular component: MOZ/MORF histone acetyltransferase complex. Bases 474 to 4136 code for a protein of 1220 amino acids. NCBI's taxonomy places the organism in Eukaryota, Metazoa, Chordata, Actinopteri, Salmoniformes, Salmonidae. The transcript is spliced from 14 exons. The record is from RefSeq and is a predicted model, not a curated record. Gene Ontology annotation, biological process: regulation of transcription by RNA polymerase II. Gene Ontology annotation, molecular function: protein binding.